This is a messenger RNA of Owenia fusiformis, 657 nucleotides long. NCBI's taxonomy places the organism in Eukaryota, Metazoa, Annelida, Polychaeta, Sabellida, Oweniidae. The record is from the annotation of a GenBank genome assembly.
GAUAGUACUAAGAGUGAAGCUUCCAAAUCAACAGUCAGUGUUCUCGAUGGUACUAAGACUGAGGCUUCCAAAUCAACAGUCAGUGUUCUCGAUGGUACUAAGAGUGAAGCUUCCAAAUCAACAGCCACUCACCUAAGUGAUUCUAACAAGUUUUACAAAAUGUUGAGAGAUGUUUUCGUGUACAUGUAUUCUAAGAUAGCCCUUUACUUCACAUUUGGUAAAUGUGUGACCCCUGAGCCGCAUGAUGUUCCUCACAAUGCCAAAAGAAGAGUGUCUAAAAAAGAGGAUAUUAUUUCUGAUGUAAACUAUGAUGCUGGAACAAAAAGAAAGGGGAAAACUAAAUAUAAAUCCUGGGAUGUACUAUACACGAAAAUCUCCCCAAAGAUAGGAUUUUCCAAUCUUACCAUUUUUAUCCAUCUCGACUUCUCUCUUGAAGAAUUUGAUACCUGUGUGCUUCAAAGUUCGCCUCAUGAUGCCAAUAAUGGAUAUAUCCGAUUGCUCAUAAAAUGGGACAGGAACCAAGCUAACGAUGAUGAUAAAUAUGGACAAUUAUAUGAAGCGUUUCAGGAAUCUGGCAGACAAGACCUUGCAGACAUUGUAUCGUGUGCUACAAUAUCACCUGUUGGAAAAAGAUCAUGAAACAAACCUAUAAGUGAA